UCCUAAGUCUCUUCCCUUUUCCAUGAUCCUCAUCCAUUCCUCAUUCAUUCGUGUUUAAUCAUUCUUUCUAAGUGCUGGCACUAAAUCAUUUUUGUUCUCAUUUAAUCCUUUUCAACAAAAAUUACAUUCGACACUCUCUUUUGAACAAAUUUGAGCAUUUCAAAACACGCAAAUAUGAAGUUCCAAUCUUCCAUAGUCCUAGCGACUUUACUCGCCAUUGGCGUCAACUCCUCGCCAGUUCCAGCGAAGGUUGAAGAAUCAAACAAGACUGGAAAGAACGUUCAAGCCUUCACUGGUACCUUGGGUGGGCCAGCAGAUCCAGGUUAGUAUUUGACUUAUUACUGCCUUGUAACUCUAAACAAUUACUUGAUAUGGCAAUGCUGACUUUGAUAUCUUUCAGUCAUCCAGUCAGACGAUCCUAACAACAAGCGACCAUUCCUUACCGACAAUGAUACUUUCGUAGGUGGUGGAGUUGCUCUUGGACGAAGUUGCUCCAAGCAAAACAAUGCCUGCAACCGAGAUAAAGCCAACACUGCGGAGGCUUGCCAAAAGCAAAAAGAAGAGUGUGAUGCCCUUGCAAAGACUACCGGCGAAGCCCUUGCCGCCAACAAGAAACCAGCUGGAGGUGAGGCAGGAACGCCACCACCACAAAACCAGGUAAAUACUACUCAGCCCCAACUCAUGAAAGCCAAGGGAAUUAGUACAGAUCCAGCAGACCCAGCUGCAAAUCCAAGAAAGGAGGCUGAGGCGAGGAAGGCCAAAGUAGCUAUGCGGGAAAGGUGAAGGACUUAGAGAGAGAAAUGCUAACGGAACUAAAUCAAAGGGCAACAACAACGGUACUGUAGCUUCAGCCGCAAAGAAAGGUGAGGAGAAAAAGAACGCCGAGGAGGAUCCCGUAAAGAACGCCGAGGAGGAUCCCGUAAAGAACGCCGAGGAGGAUCCCGUAAAGAACACCGAGGAGGAUCCCGAAAAGAACACCGAGGAGGACCCCGAAAAGAACAACGAGGAGGAUCCCGAAAAGAACAACGAGGAGGAUCCCGAAAAGAACAACGAGGAGGAUCCCGAAAAGAACAACGAGAAGGAACCCGAAAACAACAACCAGGAGGAGGAGCAAAAGAAGCAGCAAGAAGAGGAGAAGAAGAGGAAAAAGGAGGCGGAAAAGAAGCAGAAAGAGGAGGAAAAGAAGAAUAAGAAGAACAACCAGAAGGACAAUGAGAAAAAGAACAACAACAAUAACAAUAACAACAACAACAACAACAACGGUACUGAGGUUGCCUCGGUGGCUAUCAAGGAGACUCCCGCCAAGAAUGGUACCGCCACAAAGCCAGCUCCAGUGAACAAGAGCGCCGCCAAUGGCACAGCACCAGCUGCUGGUGGAUUACUACCUGAUGGAAGAAUCGCCCAAAACAUCAAGGUCGAGGACUUCGAUGUUAAAGCUUCCGUAUUCAAGAGCGCUGUUGUCAAAGGAGAUGGACUCAAAUUCAGUGAAAUCAUCACCUUUCCAGAUGCUACUGUUGCUAAGCAAUCACUCGUAAGUUUUAAUCAGCAGCCAUUUGAAAGUCCAUUCUAACACAUGAAAGUUCGACGUCGCUGGUAACACCAAGGCUUUCGCUAUCAACAUCAAUGACAAAUCCAUCUUCCUUCCAAAGGGCGGCAAGCCAGAAGAGAACAACCGACGUGCUGAUCUUCUCCCAAGCAUUAUCUCAACUGAAAACGAUGUCGCUACCACGGGAGUAAAGACCAUACAUUUCUCUAUUCAAAUGGACCCUGCUAAGCCUCUCAACCUUACUCACCAAUACGCUCUCUCCUUCCUUGAGACCAAGGAUUUCACUACCCAUAUCUAUGAAGUUGUUGUUGGUGGCGCUGAUGACAAGAACAUCAGAGUCACUUCAAACAACAAGGGUGGAGCUGCCAAGGAUUUGUUCUCUGCUCCUAUUGCUAAGGGAUUCAUGAACUUUGCUCUUACCAUGGACUUUGAGAAGAAGUAAGCCUAAUCCCUGAAAUUUAUUCGAAUCAAUCAACUAACAUCUUUUUAGCACCAUCCAAGUUUUCCACAGCAUCGACAACGAGCCACUUAAGCAAGUUACCGAGCCACUUGAAAACGACAACACUGGAAAUGGAGAAUUGCAUUUCGCCAUCCUCAAGCAGUCUGUUGACCAAGCUCCUCAGCCAACUGGCAUUGAUGAGGCUGUCAUCUUUGGUGGUAUCUUCAUGGAGGAUACCGCUGGUAGGACUGCUACUUUGUCUUAAGCGAAUCCUGACUAGGGGUAUCGCCGUCUACCCAAUCUUUCUAUAAGCACGGCACUUAUAAUAACUGUGGACUUUAAUAUGGCUAUUUAUGAAUAAAUUAUUUGGAUCAACUUUAUCGGUUUUCUGUAAUUGAAUAAUCGUUAUUAUCCUUUUCAUGUGCAUUGUAAUAUUUCGCUUCACUUCAUUCUAUAUCGUGUGGCUGUGAGGGCUUUUGCCGUAGAGGUCAUAAUCCUACCACCACAACUUACCUUACUUGUAUAUUUACGGAUUCCAUCUUUGAUUGGUGGAGGGUAUUGAUACGCCAGUGUAUUUGAAGUGGUAUCAGGAGUUGAGGGUCCCACAAUGUAUGAUGGGAUAUGCGGCAUUAUUUCUUUCAUGGAGGUUCUCUGCCCAGAUGAAAGCCGAUGUAAUGGGCAUAUUACUAUGGAAACAUUGUUUACCAAAUAAUAUGCGUCUUUAGUCUUAAGCAAUACAUUUUGAUAGACGUGCUGUGGCGAAACACACCUUCAUUCAUGUCCCCCUUCAUAGCAGGGGGGUAGACCCAUGGCGACCUUAAUGAUAGUUUUAUUACCCUUGCACUGUACAAAAUUGGGGAACGGAAAAAAACGAACAAACAACCUACUCGUUUUUCCGCCAUAAUUAUUUUGAUUAGAAGGGCAGCUCGUUAUGGCUUACUUGCGUUGCUAUCUUUUGCAAGUCAUUGGCAUAAUACUCAUAAUGCGGCGCAUAAAAACGUGCAAAGGUUGCAGUGCAGUACGUAAAAUCUGCAGCCCUAAACUCGCUUGUGCCACACGCUGUGCCCCUUUGCCGAGUAAUUGUACGAGCAGUGCAGUCAGCUUUAAGAUUGUCUUAGGGAGUUGAAUUUAAGCGUCUCUUCGGGUUCUGAAAAAACUUCCUAUUUUGUUCCUCCCAAAUCAAACUUGUUGUCGCACCUUUUAAACAUUAAAUCAUGACAACGUAACUAAAAAGCUACAUAAGUACUAGUAAAAAUGUUGAUGGGUUAAUUCUGAGUCCACUAGUACUUUUUAUAUAUUUUUCUGAAUUUUGUAGAGUAAGAAACCUGUUGUUCAAAACAGUGUCUCCUUGGUACGAAUUCGGAAGUUUUUUCAGGACCCGAAGAGAGCGUGAAGCAUGGAGGUCGUAAGUUCUGACCAUCUGGUGUUCCGAUAUCCUCUGUGUACCUGUGGGUUCACUCCACAAUCUUUUUACGCCGCAUACUAUCUGCCAGCUUCAAUUUCCCGCCCGUUUCCGCCAUUUUGAAUUGGUAUGAGAAACUGGUAGUCAUGGAUAUUGAUACGCGAGCGGGUGUGUAUGGCUAUAUUACUGGUGGCCUCGUUGUAAUCAGCGGCUGUCAAGUGGGGAUGUUAAGCGAGGAUGUCUAGGUUUUCGCUAAUACAUAAUGUUCCCACCCUCAAUAAUUUUCCUGGCGACCACCUGCAACUAGUUUAACUUGUCAUUCAUUCAGUUCCGACAUUCAUUUCUUAUACGAUGACGAGGUUUCACUCUUUUACUUCUGCCAUUCUGCCACUCGUUAUUUUCUGUUUGACAGCUCCUAGCUUGGGUAAGAAUUCUUUCAUUUUCCCAUAUUCCAGCAUACCGGGACUAACCUUAAUAAACAGGAGAAUCUCUCUCAAGCCAUACAACACUUUUCACUCAGGAACCCAUAAGUGUCCCAACAGCCGUUAGUACCAGUUCGAAGCCGUUAUUUACCAGACCGCCAGUCAGUCAAGGCCAACCUGGGAGAAAUCCCGAAGCUCCGCAUGCCAUACACAAAACCAGUGGCCUAGUUCCGGUUACUGCGGAUGGGCCAGCGGUAUCUAUUGCAAGCCCAAUAGCUGUGGCAACUAGUACCCCUAAACCCACUAAACGACCUACCCUUGGUCCACCGGCCCCUUAUGAUAUAUCCGCGGAUGAUGAAUUGGUACCGACAGCUCCGGAUGGACCACCUGUAUCGAAUACGGCAAUAGUUUCAAAUCCAACACCGCCCGUGAAUGUUCCAUCUCCAAAUACCAACGCUCCACCACAAUAUCCUAAUAACAAUCCACGACCAGUCGACGGUUCCCCUUCGAAAAACCCACCAUCGAACGAACCCCAGCCUAUCAACGAUUUUGUCCCUAAUAAUUCCUCUCCCAAAGUCAAUGGACCGCCAGUAACGAUGCCAUCUUCUGAUAAUCCAGUAUCCGAAAAUGUGACGCCUGUUAUUAAUGGUCUUUCAUCUCCGAACAGCCCAUCAGAAGCCAACCCCGACGAAUCAAGCCAGCCUUCUCCAUACGCUCUACUACCAGCGACUAAAGAGAAUCCAAGUAAUGGUGACCAAGGACUGCCAUCAGUUAUCCACUCGCCAGGUAACGCAGCUGGAGCCAGUAACCCGGUCAAUGACAACACCGGUCCAUCACCAGACAACGUCCAACCUGGUCAAGAUAAACCCUCAAUUCCGAUUGCAGUGGCUGCAUACGACUCUAGUAUAGUCUCGGCUAUUCCAGGGGAGAAGAAUGGACCACCAGCUUUUAUACUUCCCGGAGGACCAACUCUUCAAUCAGGGCAAAUAUUCACGGCGCCUCCAACCGUUCCUGGAGGGAACUCGAUCAUCAUUUCACUUGCACCGGUACCUACAAAUACUGCUCAAAUUGGAGUAUCUGUUCAUAAUCUGGUUAUCAGCACCCUGGGCGCUCCGUCCGCAACCACGAUAACACCCCCAAAUUUCCUCAAUCCACAAAACCCGGCUGCAAAUCCCGCUAUCAAUUCCUUUCCGGUUGCGAAGACGAUAGUCUAUGAUUCCCAAACUCUGGUGAUGGGAGGACCUGUCGCUACACUUGCAGACAAAAACGCCGUUGCAAGUUAUGGGCCUCAGGGAGUGGUGAUUCAAUAUCCGGGUGGCAGUUUAUCUUCGAUUCCUCUUGGCGCAAGUCAAGCGAAAACCACCAGCGGAGUUGUUUUUGGAAAUAAGAAUAGCGCUGUGGUAGGGACUUUGAUGACCAGUAUUGUUAGCGAUGGAUCUAUGUCUAAUAGUACGGUGUCACAAAGUGCGACCAGGACUUCAAUUGUUGCACAAGUGACUGAAAACCCUUCCAGUACUCCAAGCGAGGGGAAAAUUCCCGCAGCAGCAAGUGGGAAAGCACCGUCCAAAAAUGGAUGUGGGAGGACUAUUGUGGGUGGGUUUUCGGGGUCGAAAUGGGGCUUGGUUCCUGUUCUUGUUUUUGCUUCGUUCUUAUAA
Hymenoscyphus albidus is the source of this 5464-nucleotide messenger RNA. NCBI's taxonomy places the organism in Eukaryota, Fungi, Ascomycota, Leotiomycetes, Helotiales, Helotiaceae. The record is from the annotation of a GenBank genome assembly.